AUGCAAAGCGAUGGUAAUUUAUUCAUCUACAGUGCUAUGGGAAAGUACGGAGACGAGAAAGGAGAAGAUGGCCCUGAAAAAAUACGGCUAGAGGUUUUCGCGUCCCGUAGGGUCGGUGGCCCCGUCGUCAGCAUUCUGGAGUUAAAUUACAUAAUGUAUGGGUCUAGUUUGGAGCAUGCAACAAGUAGAUAUGUGUCGGCGCUCGGCGGUCUAACUGUCAAUGUGGAGUACACUUUUGAUUAUUUUUCAGCACGAUCACUGACACUAGCACCAACAAUGGACCAGCAAUUUUGUUUGCGCUGGAACAAUCAUCCAACCAACCUGACAGAUGUGCUUGCAAGCCUAUUACAAAGAGAGGCACUAUGUGAUGUUACACUAGCAUGCGAUGGGGAAACAGUCAAGGCACACCAGACAAUACUAUCAGCUUGUUCCCCGUAUUUUGAAAGUAUAUUCUUACAAAAUUCACACCCGCAUCCCAUUAUAUUCCUUAAAGAUGUGAGGUUCUCAGAGAUGAAAUCUCUGUUAGAUUUUAUGUAUAAGGGAGAGGUGAAUGUUGGCCAAAAUAUGCUACCGAUGUUCCUAAAGACUGCUGAAAGUUUACAAGUUAGAGGUUUGACAGAGAAUAAUACAUUGAAUACUAAGUCAGAGGAGCGGUCGACUCCGAGUGUGAGUGCUGAGAAUUUAUCCCGCGGUGAGUUCGCCACACCGCCUGCUGCUCAUGCGCUUGCUGCUCUAACGCCGCUGCCGCAGUCACAGUCACUGCAGCAGUCGUUGCCGCAAUCACUGCCGCAGCCGCUGCCGUUGCCGUUGCCGCCGCACGCGCCGCUAGAGAAACGUCGCAGGAAGAACUCCACCGCUCCAAGGGACGAUAUCGAUCUGUCCUACCGUCAUUAUGAGGGGCACGUGAAGGCUAGCAAGGGUUCAACCGGUUCUGGUUCCGAGCCAUCAACUCCUCCGCCAGCCCACGGGCGCGCAGCUCGCUCACCAUUGCUCGUUAAACAAGAACCAGACUACACGCAGCAUCACUACGAACAGACUCACCUCACGGGAAUGGGUGUGAAUGAUAUGGCAUCAAUGAUAACCCAGCAUUCAAUGAACAACGAUUGCAACGAGAGCGAACCCGCCAUGCCGCCUCAUCCCGACCAGACGGACACCAUUGACGGUGAUAAAUAUGCGGACGAAAAUGAUAUACCUCAAGAGCAUUUCGGCCACAAUAUAACAAAUAUUGAGAAUAUAGUAAAAUCUUUUAGGAUAGCAUUAAAUCAUAGAUCACACAGUCCAAUGACAUGUCAGAUAUGUGGUAAAACUGUAAGCAAUAUCAAGAAGCAUAUGAAAUCACACAAUCCAGAACAACACAAAUGCCCUCUAUGUCCGAUUAUAUUAACUAGGGCUGACAAUCUAAAACGACAUCUAAGAAUGAAACAUUGUUCAGUACUAGGUCUUAAUAAUAUAUCCAAUAUUCAAACCAAAUGUUAG
Molecule: messenger RNA, 1476 nt
Organism: Danaus chrysippus (African queen)
Lineage: Eukaryota; Metazoa; Arthropoda; Insecta; Lepidoptera; Nymphalidae
Source: the annotation of a GenBank genome assembly